AUGGUUGAAACAUUGAUCAAUUUAGAAAAGAACAUAAAGGCGGUUUCGUUACAAGAAUUUCGAACAAAUUUAGUUCCUGAUAUAGAGAAAAGAAUAAAGGAUGUACAAGAGAAGCUAAAUCUGUGGCUCCCUUUAUUAAAAUAUCUAGAUGCGAGAAAAAGAACGGCGUCAAGUGUACAUUACCAGGAAAGAGAGGUCAGAGACCUUGUUUCUAGACUUCAGAAUGUCCUUGAAGUUUAUUUCAACGUGGUGAAACCCAGAAGAGGCAGAAGCAAAUUUAGAAAAUUCAUUGAUGAUUUCAAAUCCUUCCGGAUGGUUGAUUUAGAGAUUAAAGGAAUUAAUAUGCAGAUAAUGUUAACCAUUAGGGGUUUAUUUAUAUUAGAAGACACUAAGAUAACAGAUCCAGAAACUGAGACCCGACAAAAGUUGAGGAAAAGCAUCUCUGACGACUCUCGAGAAAACCAUAUCGUUGGGAUGGAUGACCAAGUAAAAAAUCUAAAAUCUGUUCUGCUUGAUGGCAAAGAUGGAGUUAUUUGCAUAUACGGCUGUGGUGGAAUAGGUAAGACCGCACUUGCCCAACAACUUCCCGAAGGGAGAAAGAGAAUAAAGCACCCAGGACUAACACGUGAAGCACUGGCAGAACAUUUUGACAAAUAUGCAAAAGAUGAGAGUUACUUGUUUGUUUUGGAUGACAUCCGGUCACUGAAUGAUUGGAAUUUCUUGCGUGGAAUUUUUCCAAAGAAUCAAAAGGGUAGCAAACUAAUGUUGACAACUCGGUUAAACGAAGUAGCUAAUCGUGUGUAUGCAGAUGAUGGACAUGUUCAUGUGAUGUGGCCUUUAAGCAGAACUGACUCUGAGAAGUUAUUUCAGAAGACAGCAUUCUUGGGGGACCCUGACGAAGAUGAUUCGUGGAGGAAAGAUAUAAUGGACGAAGUAUUGAAUUUGUGCUCGGGCUUGCCAUCAGCUAUAGUUGCAGUCAGAGAAGUUUUAGCUGCAAAGCGUACAUCAAAUGAAUGGAAGACGGUGCUUCAAGAUAUCGAGCGAUUAAUCAAUAGAGACCUACCAGUUGAACAAAUUUUAAUGCAACAAUCGAUUUCAGCUUUAAUUUUUUAUGAUUUACCAGAUCCCUUGAAGCUUUGUUUUCUUUAUUUGGGCUUGUUUCCAAAGGGUUUGAAGAUAGAAGUGGAGCAUUUGUAUCUUCAAUGGAUGGCUGAAGGCAUGAUAUCACGAGAUGAUUGCCAAAAUAAUGAAACUAUGAUGGAUUUAGCAGAAAGAUAUUUGAGCGAUCUGGUACAGAGAAAAAUGGUUGAGGUCGAAGAAGAAGAAACUCCAUCUUUGAGAAAAUACAAGUCUUGUUGUGUUCAUGACACCAUGCAAGAUCAAUGCUUACGGCAGGGAAACGAAUAUUCCUUUAAGGUUCUAGAUGAGAGAAGUUCUGAUUCCUUCUCAUCGACUAGAAGUCCUGCACACAGAAUGGCUUUACAUUUAGGCAAUGAAGACGAUAGAUCUUCUGUUGAUCAGUUAAGAAAUGAAAAAGUUCACCAUCUUAGGUCUCUCUUACUCUUGAACCUGUGUAAUCAUCAGAUGAAGUUGCAAUGGCCUCCAAGAAUGUUUAAUCUGAAGAGGUACAGAGUGCUGAGGGUUCUAACUUUUGAACGGGUUGACUUUCAGGAGAGAGGUCUCCCAAGGGGAAUGACAUGGCCAAUCUACCUCAGGUAUCUGAGUUUCAAAGGAUGUAUUCUGAAGGUGUUGCCAUCAUCAAUAGGUAAAUUGUCAUUCUUGGAGAUUCUUGAUCUACGAGUUUCAGGUCAAGUAAUCAUUCCAAAUGUCCUAUGGAAAAUGGUAAAACUUGUGUAUCUAUAUCUUCCGCUCGAGUUUCAGACGCCUAAUAACGAUAAACUGUAUUUGGGAAGUUUGAAAGAACUUGAGAUACUUGAGAACAUUGACCCUGGGGUGUGUAAUGUUGCUGAUCUUUUUAAAAUGACGAGGCUACGACACCUGUCUACAACUGUUGAAGGGAUUUUGGAGGAUCUUAUGGAGAUUGUCCGUCUCAUGGACAUGACUUCAGAGAAUACAAGUGUCUCCAUUAAGGUCAGAAAAUUUGACUGCUAUACAGAAGAGAGGCAUUCAGUUUUUAGAAAACUACUCAGUUGGCAGAUUCUUCAUACCCUGCAUAUAGAUGGGCAUCUUGGACAAAUACCACCUCACAAUAAAAUCACUUCAAGCCUGACUGAGAUGGUCUUGAUAGGCUCUCAACUUAAGGAAGACCCUAUGAAAACUUUGGACGAGCUCCCGGAAUUGCAGGUACUAGUAUUGCAAGACGAUGCAUUUGUUGGAACGAAAAUGAGAUGUGUUAAAGCUAGUUUCAAGAAACUCAAACGUUUGGAACUUUUGACUUUGCAUUCCUUGGAGAUAUGGGAGGUGCAGAAAAAAUCCAUGCCUAUGCUUUCCAUUUUAGCAGUUAAAAACUGCAGGAAAUUGCGAGAUCUACCUCAUGGAUUAAGGGAACGAGUUUCUUCAGUCACAUUUAAAAAUGACAAUUAG
This is a messenger RNA of Fraxinus pennsylvanica, 2544 nucleotides long. NCBI's taxonomy places the organism in Eukaryota, Viridiplantae, Streptophyta, Magnoliopsida, Lamiales, Oleaceae. The record is from the annotation of a GenBank genome assembly.